AAAGUUUUGCAAAGCAGGCAUCCCAGCUCAACGCUGAGCAGAAGUUGGGGGCGCUCUUCUAAAGUUUACGGUAAAACCUCUGAAGCGGAGCUCGCGGGCGGGGCUGAGGGCGGGGCGAGCGAGGCGAUGGUGCUGUGGUGGACCUGGGGCUUGUGGCGCGCGGCUCUGGCCCAGCCCGGCGCGGGCAGCCUCUCGGCGGGGAUUCGCGGGGCUUCGGGCGCCUCGGGCCCCUACGCCGCUGCGGGAGAGCUACGGGGAGAGCCGGACAGAUACGGGGGCAUCUCGGUGCGGCUCGGCGCGCUGGAACGCCUGGACGCCGCCGUGUUCCAGAGGCGCUUGGAGGCUGCAAUACAGCAAUGGCGAUCAGAAGGUAGAGUAGCUGUAUGGCUCCACAUUCCCAUCCUCCAAAGCCAGUGUAUUGCUCCUGCUGCUUCUCUUGGCUUCUGCUUUCACCACGCAGAAUCAUAUUCAUCAACUCUGGCUCUGUGGCUGGGAGAAGGGCCCAGCAGAUUACCAGGAUAUGCUACGCAUCAAGUAGGAGUUGCAGGAGCUGUAUUUGAUGAAAGUACUAGAAAAAUAUUGGUUGUACAAGAUCGAAAUAAAUUGAAAAAUAUGUGGAAGUUUCCAGGAGGCUUGUCAGAGCCUGGAGAGGAUAUUGGAGACACAGCAGUUCGAGAAGUUUUUGAAGAGACUGGUAUAAAAUCAGAAUUCAGGUCCCUCCUGAGUAUUCGACAACAGCACACCAAUCCAGGAGCUUUUGGGAAGUCAGAUAUGUAUAUCAUCUGUCGCCUCAAGCCAUGUUCAUUCACCAUAAAUUUUUGCCAGCAUGAAUGCUUAAGAUGUGAAUGGAUGGAUCUCAAUGACCUAGUCAAGACUGAAAACACAACUCCCAUCACCAGCAGAGUGGCUAGCCUGCUGCUGUAUGGAUACAGAGAAGGGUUUGACAAGAUUGACCUCACCAUGGAAGAACUUCCAGCAGUUUACACGGGCCUGUUCUAUAAACUGUAUCACAAGGAAUUGCCAGAAAAUUACAAAAUUAUGACAGGAAUGGAUUAAAUUCACAUUUACAUGUUUUAAAGUCAACUGUCCAUGUAGAUUAAUUAUGCUAUAAGAUAUGGUGAACAAUUGGGAUUGAUUAAAUAUCUGAUGCUGAUUUUUCUAAUGAUUUUUCAUGAUGAAAAACUAAAUAUAUCCACUUUAAAAUCUUCUUUUCAAAUAAAGCAAAUAUGUGAAAAAGAUA
Messenger RNA from Heterocephalus glaber (naked mole-rat), 1240 nucleotides. RefSeq names its product nudix hydrolase 6 (gene Nudt6). Gene Ontology annotation, molecular function: ADP-ribose diphosphatase activity; NAD binding; NADH pyrophosphatase activity. NCBI's taxonomy places the organism in Eukaryota, Metazoa, Chordata, Mammalia, Rodentia, Bathyergidae. The record is from RefSeq and is a predicted model, not a curated record.